Haliotis rufescens (red abalone) is the source of this 753-nucleotide messenger RNA. RefSeq names its product cell surface glycoprotein 1-like. The coding region runs from base 1 to 753 and encodes 250 amino acids. The record is from RefSeq and is a predicted model, not a curated record. NCBI's taxonomy places the organism in Eukaryota, Metazoa, Mollusca, Gastropoda, Lepetellida, Haliotidae. The transcript is spliced from 2 exons.
AUGUCGCUGAACGUGAGGAGUCCUAUCCUUGAUCCGAGUCCUACCCUGGACCCAAGUCCUUCCCUGGACCUGAGUCCUAUUCUGGAUCAAAGUCCUAUCCUGGAUUCAAGUCCUACCCUGGACCUCAGUCUUUCCCUUUGCCCGAGUCCUACCCUUGAUCCGAGUCCUACCCUUGAUCCGAGUCCUACCCUUGAUCCGAGUCCUACCCUUGAUCCGAGUCCUACCCUGGACCCGAGUCCUACCCUCAGACCGAGUCCUAUCCUGGAUCCAAGUCCUAUCCUGGACCCGAGUCCUACCCUGGAUCCAAGUCCUAUCCUGGAUCCAACUCCUAUCCUGGAUCCGAGUCCUACCCUGGACCCGAGUCUUUCCCUUUGCCCGACUCCUACCCCGGACCCGAGUCUUUCCCUUUGCCCGACUCCUACCCUGGACCCGAGUCUUUCCCUUUGCCCGACUUCUACCCUGGACCCGAGUCCUACCCUGGACCCGAGUCUUUCCCUUUGCCCGACUUCUACCCUGGACCCGAGUCCUACCCUGGACCCGAGUCUUUCCCUUUGCCCGACUCCUACCCAUCGACCCGAGUCUUUCCCUUUGCCCGACUCCUACCCUGGACCCGAGUCUUUCCCUUUGCCCGACUCCUACCCUGGACCCGAGUCUUUCCCUUUGCCCGACUCCUACCCUGGACCCGAGUCUUUCCCUUUGCCCGACUCCUACCCUGGACCCGAGUCCUACCCUGGACCCGAGUCCUACCCUUGA